Meloidogyne enterolobii is the source of this 728-nucleotide messenger RNA. The record is from the annotation of a GenBank genome assembly. Lineage: Eukaryota; Metazoa; Nematoda; Chromadorea; Rhabditida; Meloidogynidae.
GCUGACAAAGGAGUAAGCAGGGAAUCGGUAGUUUGUUUUUUUCUAAUUUUAAUGAGUUUUGUUUUGUUGAUUUUUCGAUUCCCGAUUUAAUGCUGAAAGAAUAAUUUCCAUAAUUCUAAUUUUCUAGAUAUGAUAAAGCUUUAAAAAUUUUAAUGGGGGAUCGAAUUCAGAGCAACACUCCAAGCCCAGUUUUGCCUUCAGAUAUUCCUUCGAAACGAGUGUGGCAGGUUUAUGGUCCAAUGUCUUUACGCGAAUUGUUAACCCGCAUUGAGUUACGUGUUGGGAAACGUGUUGAUUGGUUGAUAUCUGGACCGUCGGGUGCAAUUAAUAUCUUCAGAAGAGAUGCUCCGCCUUCAUAUAUUGACAAGCCUUUGGCUGUUGCGGUUUCAGAAAGUGAACGUGCUGAUAAAUUCCGGCGAACGGCCACAAGAGACGGAAACGUUAUAAGUUUUAAACCUAUAUGCGAAGAGUGUGAAAAUGCAUCUUUAUUAGAGCCUGGGGUUGAUAAUUGCCAAUCUCACCAAAUUUGUCAACAUUUUAGCGCUGAUAAAUCUAGCAAAACAACUAAAGUUGCUGUAAAUAAUCGAAUGGAAAUUUUUGGGCGCCGUGCUAAAAGAUCUCGUAAAACUUUUACUUUGGGCUCAAGAAUUAGGCUAAAGGCUUUAUGUCAAAACGCUGAUGGAGAACAGGAUAGUCUUGUUGUUGUGGUAGGCUUGUUGCGCAUGUAA